Messenger RNA from Sparassis crispa, 2529 nucleotides. RefSeq lists its product as hypothetical. Bases 1 to 2529 code for a protein of 842 amino acids. The record is from RefSeq and is a predicted model, not a curated record. The transcript is spliced from 4 exons. Lineage: Eukaryota; Fungi; Basidiomycota; Agaricomycetes; Polyporales; Sparassidaceae.
AUGGAGGUUUCAGCGAAGACCGCACAGCUGCACAAGGCUGUCUGCAUGGCGCCGACACCCUCAAUCCACUCCUCGCGCUCUGUGUCCCCCGUUGGACUAGCGGAGGAAGCAGUACCAAACGAUCCGCUUAACGUGCAAAAAAAGAAGAAGAAAAAGAAGACAAAGAAGUCUGCCAAACCGAAGGACUAUGCUAAUGCUACGCCCGCUCCUGCAGUCGCAGGAGAAACGGACGAAGAUCAUCCUCCUGUGCUAUGUAUUAGCAGGAAUAAACACUGGCGCUAUAUCAGCUCGUAUCAUGGGCCAUGGCUACAACUUCCACUCGAGUUAUUAGAAUCGUUACUCGUACUCAACUUGGAUCCAGCUACAAUCUCGGCGGCCGACGCACGCUUGCCCCCGUUACCUUCACCAACCACACCAAUUGCUGGCCAGAAACAACGCGACCGCGGUUUUGCCAGCUUGGGUGACCAUUCUCCUCCAGAUUCACCACGCAGCACGUUCGCCAGCCUGCCUCCGCCUCCGCCUUUCCCCACCCCUAAACCGGGGAAGGCUACUCCUCCACCCAUUGACCCUGGCGUGUUCCGCUCUGUCUCUAGUAUCCGGCGGCUCAUCGACGAAGCCUCAGAGCUAUCUGUGCGCGCGAGCUCCGGCCUGUCUGCAGCUGCACUAGGUUCACUCCGUGGAGGUUCAGGGUCAAACAAUAGCCCUUGGGCGACUGCGCAGUCCUUGGGAAUCAAUCCACUGGGAGACAAUGGUGGUGGGGGCAGGAACGUCACUAUGUCUGCGACGCGCGUGCACCGACUGCGCGCACUUGCAGUGCAGAAGUUGGCUGCUGCAUAUAGAACAGAUGAAAUUGCCUCAAGCGUCAUGGUGAUGCAAGGAGGAAGCGUUUUCGAUGAUAUCGCUGAGCGAGUGCUCAAAGUUGAUCCUCACGACGUCGAUGCACGAUAUGUACAUUUUUUCCAUGAGAAGAUACCCUCCAGACAGCUGGCAGAGUCGACGACCACAGCUAUAUUGGACCAAUUGAUCGCUGCAUACCCGCAGCGCCUGGAAUUCUUCCGGACGCGCGGCAUAGUCCACUGUUUUCGCGACGAGUACGCUCUCGCAGUCAAGGAUUUCACGCAUGCGAUCAAGGAAGCUCGUGCCGUUCGUAAGGCGAAGCACCACAUGAAUGGUAAUCAGACUAAUGAGAAACAACGUGGGAAGGGAAAGAAAGGGAAGGGAAAAUCUGGCAGCGGAAAGACGAAGGGACAGGCUCCCCCGAGUGGUACAACUGCCAGUGCGUCUGCUGGCGACCUUCCUACAGUCGACGGCCCGGAUGGAGAGUCACUGUUGCUGCAUCCGUCUGUCCUGCCGGAUGCGCCUGAGCCAAUUGAGCCGCAGUGUCUCUUCCUCCGCGCCGCUGCAUACUUGCAACAUGCUGUUUAUCUCAUCGAGGACGCUAUCCUCAACCUUGAAGGUAUCCGCAAGGUGCCUUCUGUUGAUGGUGCGGAGCUCAGGCUCUGCUAUGUCGAGAACGGGAAGUAUGGGGGUGUUGAGAUCGGGAACCCAGAUGGCCCGCUUGGAAGGAGGGAUGGUGCAAAGCUCAUGGCAUACAGGCGAGUUAUGGCCGAAGAGACCUUCCGGGAGCAGAUCAUGUCGUUGGUCAAGAAGAGCAUGCGCGACCACGAGAAGUUCCUCGCUCAUUUUGACACGCUUGAGGGUGUUCCGAACACCGCGUAUGGUGCCAAUGCUGACAUUGCUCAGAGGACGGAAUACGCCCUUUUCCUUGUCGAGUCUCUUCGCCCGGGCAGCCAGACAUCUCCGUCGCAACUGCCGGAGUCUCCAGCCAUGUUUACCACGUACCAUCCGCUUCUUGUCGAGUCGCAUUUUAGCCUCCUCAUAUGUCAUCUCGUGCUUGGUGACUUCCCCGCCCUACUUCCGGCAUUCGCGCGCACCGCUGCCGUCAUCGAUGGGUUGGAAGGGUAUCCCGUGUUCCUGCCGCCGCGCUCAAUGGCUCAAGCCGAGUUCUUGGAGAUUCUCGAACGCCUGGCGGGUGGGUGGAAGAACGGCGUUCAGCCGCACUCAUUCAGCCGUGCCAAUUCCAAGCUUGCCGCGAUCGAAGCGGCAAGGUCAUCCAAAGCCAAGGAGGUCGAGCGUGUGCCCACCCCGCCAUCGCCAGAUUUCGAUCGUCUUACGAUUGUAUCCACCUCGUCGACCAAGACGUUAGGCGUAAAUGGCUCUAGCUCCAGUACUGCGAUUCGUGCGUCGCCGGCCCCGUCUGGGCGUGAGACGCCUGCCAGCGCCGCCGGCGGUGCCAGCGGCGUCGACCUUAUGGAGUCAUUGGAUUGCGCGAGGAUCCUGCUUGCACCUGUCUUUGCGAAGCAGUGCGGCAAGGCAGAGCAAGCUGCUGCGGACAAGUCUUCGGCGAAGGCCAAGGGGAAAAAGAAGUCGCUGAACAUCAAUAUUCCGCUGCACGGGCCACGCGUCGAGGUUAUUCUCGCAUGGCUGGGAGCUGUGCAUCUGUAUGACUUGGAUAGUGUUAGCUGUUGA